Messenger RNA from Knipowitschia caucasica, 1077 nucleotides. The record is from the annotation of a GenBank genome assembly. NCBI's taxonomy places the organism in Eukaryota, Metazoa, Chordata, Actinopteri, Gobiiformes, Gobiidae.
AUGUUAAAAACUUUAAAACUCUCUGGACUACACUUCCCAGAGUACUUGCCACUUUUCACUCUCUCGUCAUCAUCCGGAGACUCAUUCUCGUCCACUGUGCUUCUUCUGACUCAAGAAUUAAACAUGGCCAACAGAGGAACCGUCAAACCCAGCCCCAACUUCAACGCCAGUGCGGACGCAGAAGUCCUGCACAAGGCAAUGAAAGGACUCGGGACCGAUGAGGAUGCCAUCUUGCAGCUGCUCACCGCCCGCAGCAACGCCCAGAGGCAGGAGAUCAAGAACACCUACAAGACCCUCUUUGGAAAGGACCUAAUAGAUGACCUGAAAGGAGAGCUUGGGGGUAAAUUCGAAAGCCUUAUCGUGGCUUUAAUGACCCCGCCCCUUGCCUAUGAUGUCACGUCCCUCCGCAACGCUAUCAAGGGCGCUGGGACAGAUGAGAAAGUGCUGAUUGAGAUCUUGGCUUCCAGAUCAUGCCAGCAAGUGAAGGAAAUUGUGGCUGCAUACAGACAGGAGUACGACGACAACUUGGAGGAGGACGUGUGCGGAGACACUUCAGGACAUUUCAAGAGACUUCUGGUCAUCCUGCUGCAGGGGAACAGGCAGAGUGGUGUCCAGGAGGGGAACGUUGAGGGCGAUGCUCAGGCUCUGUUCAAGGCCGGGGAGGAGAAGUAUGGCACAGACGAGCAAUCGUUCGUGACAAUCUUGGGCAAUCGCAGUGCAGAACACCUGAGGAAAGUGUUUGAUGCUUACAUGAAGAUGUCUGGCUUUGAGAUGGAGGAGAGCAUCCAGAGGGAGACGUCGGGGAACCUCCAAGCUCUGAUUCUGGCUGUGGUGAAGUGUGCCAGGAGUGUCCCAGCUUAUUUUGCUGAAACCCUGUACCAUGCUAUGAAGGGCGCAGGCACAGAUGACGCCACUCUAAUGAGAGUGAUGGUGACCCGCAGUGAGGUGGACAUGUUGGACAUUAGAAAGGACUUCAGGAGGAUGUUUGCCUGCUCGCUGCACUCCAUGAUUAAGGGUGACACCAGUGGGGACUAUCGUAAGGCCUUGCUGAUGCUCUGUGGAGGUGACGAUGCAUGA